Theobroma umbraticum is the source of this 1256-nucleotide messenger RNA. RefSeq names its product F-box/kelch-repeat protein At1g15670-like. Lineage: Eukaryota; Viridiplantae; Streptophyta; Magnoliopsida; Malvales; Malvaceae. The record is from RefSeq and is a predicted model, not a curated record. Gene Ontology annotation, biological process: negative regulation of cytokinin-activated signaling pathway; regulation of phenylpropanoid metabolic process. Gene Ontology annotation, molecular function: protein binding.
UUUCGUGAAUCAAAUGUUAAACCUAUCUUCUUCAAAGCUGCCUUCUCUGCCCAUUUUUGAAUUCUCUUCUUUCCUAGCUUCUCCUCAUUAACGCUCUCAUUUCCAAUUUACCAUGGACUUGAUCCCUAAUCUCCCCAACGAUAUUGCUCGAGAAUGUUUAAUUCGAGUCUCCUACGAUCAAUUCUCAACGCUUUUGUCUACUUGUAAAGGGUGGAAGACUGAGAUCGAGCUGCCGGAAUUUUUUCACCAAAGGAAGGCUUCUGGCCACGGCCAAAAACUUGUUGUCAUGGCUCAAGCACGGGUUGACUCGGAUACGAAACAGGGUGUUCUAAAAGAGUGCUCUGAUAAACCUGUUUAUGGCCUUUCUCUUUUGGAGCCGGAUACGGGAAACUGGGUUGAAUUGCCUCAGCUGCCUGAUGAAUUCCCUGAUGGGCUGCCUUAUUUUUGCCAGCUAGUUGCUGUCGGUUUUGAUCUUGUAGUAAUGGGUGGUUUGGACCCGGUCACUUGGGAGGUGUCCGAUUCUGUCUUUGUCUUCAAUUUCUUGACUGCCAGGUGGCGGCGGGGGGAUGAUAUGCCAAGCGUACGGCGUUCGCUGUUCGGAUGUGCUUCCGAUGCUGCUGGGCUGGUGUAUGUUGCUGGUGGACAUGAUGAGGAGAAGAAUGCUUUGAGGUCAGCACUGGCAUAUGAAGUGGCGAAGGAUGAGUGGAUCCCUUUGCCUGACAUGGCAAGGGAGCGCGAUGAGUGCAAGGGAGUUUUCCACCGUGGCAAGUUCCAUGUCAUCGGCGGCUAUUGCACCGAUAUGCAAGGUCGAUUCGGGAAAAGUGCAGAGGUGUUCGACAUGGCCAUGUGGCGGUGGGAUCACGUCCAAGAUGAUUUCUUAGAAGCCAGCAUGUGUCCAAGGACUUGCAUAGCUGGCGACGGUGCGGAUAUGUAUAUGAUUUGUGAAGGUGAUGUGGCAGCAUUGAAAGAUGGCAGAUGGCAAGUGAUUGCCAAGCUCCCUGCUGAUAUGUGCAAGAUUGCUUACAUGACGAGGUGGCAGGACAAGUUGCUAGCGAUUGGAUCUUCAAGGUUCGAUGAGCCCCACAAUGCUUACGUGCUGAAUUUGACGAAAUCCGAGUGGGCAAAGUUGGAGACCCCUGAGAAAUACUAUGGUCAUGUUCAAUCAGGAUGCUUCUUGGAGAUUUGAGACAGAAAAAUAGAUGAUGAUGAUAUUUCUGUACAGAAAAAUAGUAAUUCCAAUAUGAUUAUUUCCUUUU